Messenger RNA from Sabethes cyaneus, 5337 nucleotides. RefSeq lists its product as uncharacterized. The record is from RefSeq and is a predicted model, not a curated record. NCBI's taxonomy places the organism in Eukaryota, Metazoa, Arthropoda, Insecta, Diptera, Culicidae. The coding region runs from base 1 to 5337 and encodes 1778 amino acids. The transcript has a single exon. Gene Ontology annotation, biological process: DNA integration. Gene Ontology annotation, molecular function: nucleic acid binding.
AUGGCCAACGAGCAGCGUACGGUACAACUGACAACGAAGAGAACAACGAUGAUUGCAACUCUGGGUCGGGCUGAGGCAUUUUUGGCGAACUUCAACCAGGAACGAGAUGCUUCGCAGGUGCCGUUGAGGCUCGAGCACAUCGAUUCUAUUUGGGCAAACUUGAACCAGGUGCAGGCGGAAUUGGAGGAAGGUGCAGUUGAUGACGAAGGUAUGGCAGUGCAUGAGACCAUCCGGGCUGAUUUCGAGUCGCGGCUUUUCGCAAUAAAAUCUGCAUUAAUAACUAAACUGCCUCCUCUUCCUGUUAACAAUGCAUUCCCUCAACCCUCGCAUGCUUCUACUCUCUCUGGCAUAAAACUUCCGACUAUUUCACUUCCGGAGUUUGAUGGGGAUUAUCAACAGUGGUUGACAUUCCACGACACGUUUAUAGCUCUCAUACAUAACAAUGCUGACGUUCCACCAAUUCAAAAAUUCCAUUACUUGAGGGCAGCCGUCAAGGGGGAGGCUGCUCAGUUGAUAGAGUCAAUCGCAAUUAGUUCGGCAAAUUACAACUUGGCUUGGCAGGCAUUGGAGGGAAGAUACGCUAAUGACUACCUCCUUAAGAAGCGCCACCUGCAGGCUCUGUUCGACACUCCACGUAUACUGAACGAGUCUGCUGCCGCAUUACAUGGACUGGUCGAUGACUUCGAGCGGCAUACGAAGAUUCUACACCAGCUUGGGGAACCGACUGAUUCAUGGAGCACAAUCUUAGAGCACCUUCUAUGCACACGCUUGCACAACGACUCCCUCCGGGCUUGGGAGGAGCACGCGUCUACUGUUGAAAAUCCCAACUUUAGUUGUCUGAUCGAGUUUCUUCAGCGGCGUAUUCGGGUUAUUGAAUCGGUAUCUGUGAACGAUCAUGCAACGGAAAGUCAAUUAGCUCCAAGGACCAGUCAAACUCACUACAGAAGGCAAUCCCAGUUUCGAGUAUCAUCCAACGCGUCUACGGCUACAAGUACUUCGAAUAAGUGUCCAGCAUGCGGUGCGUUUCAUUAUAUUGCCAGGUGCGCAAAAUUUAUGCGGCAAUCCAUUAGUCAGCGUAAGCAACUGGUUAACAGUAAACGGCUGUGCCUUAACUGCCUUAGGGGGAAUCAUUUAGUUCGCGAUUGUCCUUGCGAGCUCAAAUGCAGAAAGUGUAACCAGAGUCAUCACACACUUCUACACAUAGACCAGUCUACUGGCACCGGACAGCCCAGUCAUGAUCCUACUUCGUGUUCCACGGUUAAUACUCAUUCGAAUUUUGCUUCGGUUUCUGCAACCAACGUGGUGGAUCAAACCUCUGUUUCUGCUACAGAAACACCUUCAGUCGAAACUAGUCUGCCUCUUCGCCAACCAACUGAGAACAUUUUUCUUCUCACUGUCGUAGUCAACGUUAUUGAUGCAUAUGGCCAUGCACACCCUGCGCGUGCUUUGUUGGAUAGCGCGUCGCAACCAAACUUGAUAACCAACCGAAUGGCUCGUAUUCUCCAGCUGAAACGUAAGCCCGUCAAUGUUACCGUCCAAGGGGCCGGCCAAUUAUCUAAAGUCAUACAAGAGGCUAUGUUUGCCACUGUUACUUCGAGAAAGCUGAACUUUUCUUGUGGAAUUGAAUUUUUAGUCAUGGAUAAGGUGACUGCAGACCUUCCCGCACACAACAUUUCAACAUCCGAGUGGAAAAUCCCUUCAGAUAUUUUUCUAGCUGAUCCAACUUUUAAUAGAAGUCUACCGAUUGACAUGGUGAUUGGUGCUAAGCAUUUCUACAGCUUCUUUCCUACCUCUGCUCGUAUACAGCUACGCGAUAGCCUACCUCUGUUGGUGGACAGUGUUUUCGGUUGGAUCAUUGCAGGCUCCGCUGAUGUAGCAGACAAAAGUUCGCAGCCUGUUUCCUGUAAUGUAGUCGCAGUCUCUAUGGUAACGUUAGAGGAGAGCAUGGAGCGCUUUUGGAAGACGGAAGAACUUUCUAUCAGUGACAAUUACUCAGUUGAAGAGCGACGGUGCGAAUCUUUCUACAAAGCUACAGUUACCAGAAAUCAUGAAGGACGAUAUAUAGUUCGUCUUCCCCGUAGGCCAGAUUUUGCUAUAAUGCUCGGUGAAUCCAAAGCAACUGCUUAUCGACGCUUUCAGCUUUUAGAACGCCGUCUUCAGCGGGAGCCCGGCCUCAGUGCAGAGUACCAUAAAUUCAUGAGGGAAUAUAUCGAACUCGGACAUAUGCGACUUGCCAACAUGAUCAGCGAAGCCGAUAUGAAUUGUUGCUACCUUCCUCACCAUCCUGUCAUCAAGGAAUCAAGCACUACGACCAAGGUUCGGGUCGUGUUCGACGGUUCAGCGAAAACCUCUACCGGUUCAUCGCUUAACGAGGCUCUAUGCGUUGGCCCAGUCGUGCAGGAUGAACUCAUUGCGACGAUAUUACGAAUGCGUACUUACCCGAUUGCUCUUGUUGGCGAUAUAGCAAAGAUGUACCGCCAGGUGUUGGUUCACCGUGAUGACACCUCUCUACAGCGUAUUCUCUGGCGUUUUUCUACAGAUGAGCCCAUUCAGGUCUACGAGUUACUCACCGUCACUUACGGAUUGGCUCCUUCUUCUUUCCUUGCAACUCGUACUUUACUGCAGUUAGCAGAUGAUGAAGGUUCACGCUAUCCGCUCGGCCGGGAAGCUCUUCGCAAAAACUUUUAUGUAGAUGACUUCAUUGGUGGGGCGCAGACGAUAGAAGAAGCCAUCACCCUUCGCACACAGCUGAGCGAGCUGCUGGAAAAGGGGGGAUUCGAGUUGCGAAAAUGGACGUCGAAUCGGCUGGAAGUGGUAAAAGGACUCAGAAAUGACGAAAUAGGAACGCAGUCGACGGUGGAAUUCGCUCCCCGUGAAACCAUUAAAGCCUUGGGAAUCAAUUGGGAGCCGAAUGAAGAUUUCCUGCGCUUUGACUCUCAUGUGCAGUGCACCGAUCAGCCUCCCACAAAGCGAUCUAUUCUGUCUGCCAUCGCCAAGCUGUUCGACCCAUUGGGCCUUAUUGCUCCCAUUGUAGUGAGGGCAAAAAUUGUUAUGCAGGAGCUAUGGUUGUUAACCUGCGGUUGGGAUGAUCCGGUUUCCGAAUGCCUACAGAAAAAAUGGGAAAAAUACCAUCGUGAGCUACCCAAAAUUUCCGCCUAUCGCGUCAGUCGUUACGCUUUGCUUCCCAAUUCUACCAUUCAGUUGCACACCUUCUCUGACGCCUCGGAAUCUGCUUACGGUGCUUGCACAUAUGCUCGCUGUGAAGACACGUUAGGAAACAUACGAGUUCAGCUUCUUGCCUCCAAGUCUCGUGUUGCACCGCUGAAACGACUCAGCAUUGCUCGUUUAGAACUUUGCGCUGCGGUGCUGGCAGCACAUUUACAUCAUCGGAUAAAGCAAGCAAUCGGGAUCGAAAUCUCUGCUUCAUAUUUUUGGUCAGAUUCCUCCGUUACGCUACAGUGGCUGCAAUCGCCUCCAAAUACAUGGCAAACAUUCGUAGGAAAUCGAGUUUCUGAGGUUCAGCACUUCACGCACGGUUGUCAGUGGAACCAUAUAUCUGGCAAAGAAAAUCCUGCCGAUCUAGUGUCUCGGGGAAUGUCCGUUGAGGAGUUCCUAGAAAAUACGCUGUGGAGUCAGGGUCCCAGUUGGUUAACCUUCCCAAGCGCAAAUUGGCCUGCCGGAAAGCCACCUAGUGUUCCAGAAAAUAUACUUGAAAUCCGACAGGUGUCAGCAGUGGUCCAUUCAGCUUCGACAGUCAAUCCUAUCUUCCUUCGAUGGUCAUCAUAUACUCGACUUCUACAUGUUAUAGGAUACUGCCUGCGCUUCAUUGAAAACAUCCGCGUCAAUGCCAGAACACAGCCUCCCCCCGGUUCACAUCCAGCACUACGAGCCUUAACAGUAAAACAACUAGCACAAGCCAAAACGACGUUAAUUAAACUUGCACAAAAUGACGCCUUUGACUCAGAGCUGAACGACUUGAAGGAAGGAAAAACGAUAGAUAAACGCUCCAAGAUACGUCGAAUGAGUCCGUUUCUAGACCGAGAGGGGGUAUUGAGGGUUGGAGGGCGACUUAAACUAGCUCAACUGCCAUACCAAGCCAAACAUCCUGCCAUACUUCCCAGCUUUCAUCCUUUCUCUCUACUAAUUGCCCAUCACUACCACCAUCAAAUGCUACACGCCGGAGGACGGUUACUAUUAAAUGCCAUUCGUGAAGAAUUUUGGCCACUUCAGGGCCGCAAGCUAGCACACAACGUCGUUCGCAAAUGUAUGCGCUGCACUCGCCUUGACCCGAUACCGGCACAGCAGCAAAUUGGACAACUACCUGCGCAUAGAGUCAUUCCCAGCAGCCCGUUUAACGUCACGGGAGUCGAUUACGCCGGUCCGUUUUACCUACGACCGGUACACAAGCGAGCUGCUCCUGCGAAAGCGUAUCUGUGCCUAUUUGUUUGUUUCGCAACCAAAGCCGUACACUUGGAACUUGUCAGCGACCUGUCUACCGAAGGUUUCCUGCUAGCGCUACGACGAUUCAUUGCUCGCCGCGGCCGCCCUGCUCACAUUCACUCCGAUAAUGGCAAGAAUUUCGAAGGGGCCAAAAAUAAGUUAAAUGAGCUGUUUGAUCUGCUGCGGAAAAGUAAGGAGACCGAGAAAAUCGUUUCGACCUGUGCUGCUGAGGGGAUUACUUGGCAUCUAAAUCCACCGAAAGCGCCACACUUCGGUGGCCUCUGGGAGGCGGCCGUGAAGGUGGCAAAGAAGCAUCUGUACCGCCAGCUUGGAUCAACCCGUGUAUCCUUUGAACACCUUACCACCAUAUUGGCCCAAAUUGAGUCGCUGAUGAACUCCCGACCGCUCCUACCAAUGUCCGAAGAUCCGAACAAUUUGGCUGCGCUCACGCCCGGUCAUUUCCUCACAGGAUCCAGUCUACUAGCCCUGCCCGACCCAGACCAUCGAGAUAUUCCGGAAAAUCGACUUGACCAUUUCCAAAAACUACAGCUGCACGUCCAAAAGUUUUGGUGUCACUGGCGCACAGAGUACCUCCAAGAAAUGCAGAAGGAUACCACGAUGAACGUCCGGAAUAAUAAGUUGCUGCCUGGCCGAUUAGUUAUAGUCGUCGAUGAGCUACAACCGCCGAUCCGUUGGGCUUUAGCUCGCAUCCUGACCACUUCACCAGGUCCUGACGGAUUGAUAAGAGUUGUCUCACUACGCACCGCACGGGGGGUUAUCACCCGCCCCAUAACCAAAAUAUGCUUGCUUCCGGAGUAUGAUGCUGCUGUCGCUGAAACAGAAGAAGCUAAUGGUCAUCACACGACCUCCAAUUCAAAAGGUGUAACUGAAAAUUAA